AUGUGUAAAUCACGACAGAAACCUUAUCAAUGGCUGAUGAGGACGAUCAUCCUUUUGGAACUUGCAAAAAAUGUUUGGCCCGCAAACGAUGUCAAGGAGCUUCUUGAACGAGGUCAACCGAGCGAAGAUAUAGAGAACCGGUACACAACUCUCGCGCAGACCAGGGCUGCAACAUCAGAGGGGCCAAUAUACUUGAACCCUAAAUAUCGAUCGGAGUCGCCAGCUUCGUUUCGAGGGAGUGAUGGACACCGUAUGCCCGUCAUCCCUCAUGCUGGCCUCACCGAACCCACUCCAAUACGUGCACAUCCUGAGCUCCCCCAAGUGCGACCCACUGAGACGGAUCCAAGACAUUUGGAAAGUGGGACGACGCUGGGGGGGAGUCAUGCGGCUCCGAAUUCAUCUAAUCCUUCCGACCCCUCCUCUAUCUGGCAGACCGUCGUUGAGCGUGCUACCUCCCACGAUAACCAGUUGGUCAAGGACUGGCAGAAAUCCAUGAAUGUCCUCCUUAUCUUCGCUGCAUUGUUCGCAGGCAUCCUCACAGCCUUCUUGAUCGAAUCUACCAAGCGGUUGGAGGGGAAUUAUUCGGAAAAAACGGUGGUAUUGUUGCGGCAGAUUGCGCAAAACCUAAACAAUACCUUACCUACUUAUGUCCCACCAGAACCGCGGAGAUCCACAUCUACUCUGCUUCUUAUCAACCGUCUAUGGUUCUCUUCUCUUUCCUUGACCCUUGGAUCUGCAGUCGGUGCUAUGGUCGUUAAACAAUGGUUAUAUGAGUACAGGAAGGAUUUAAAAUUUCAGUUCCGGGACCAUACAUCGCGGGGACGGUACCAACGGGGGGCUCGCCUUCGUGAAUUCCGCUACAAUGGGCUUUUGAGGUGGUAUGUGCCAGAGAUCAUUGGGUUCUUUCCCAUUGCGCUACACGCUGCUUUACUGCUCUUCUGGGUGGGACUCGUCCAUUAUUUGUGGGAACUUGACCUCUAUACAUCCAUCCUCGUCCUUGUCACCGCUGGGACUGCCCUUGUGGCCUACAUUAUAUCCAUGAUCCUUCCUUCUAUAUUCACAGGAUGUCCCUAUAAGACGCCCAUCUCACACCUUAUUUCCAACACAAAUCGUGCAAUUUGGAUCAUACUCAAUCGCUGGCCCAAACCCGAACCUACCGAUCUAAGCGAGGAAAAGAAGAUAAAGGCUCGGUUCCGGGAUGCCAUUCGUGUUCACCGAGUUCUAUGGGAAGAUGAGAAGGAGGUGGUGGAACGCCACGCACCCGAUUUGGCCAAGAAAUGCCUUGAACGCCUGAGAGCAUCUACGAUGAGCGAAGCAAUUGUCGCCCUGGUCACGGAAGAACUUCAGAGACUCUCACACACCACACCACACCAUCCCAUAUCUAUUCCUCAGCAUGCCACCUACAAUAUCACUUCAGGGAUAACUGCCGUGAACGGUGACCUUGGGACCUUCUUUUCUGUUGAAGGCCAGGGUCGCGUUCCGUUAUUGUUUGAUCUCCAGCUCCCCAACUCACAGUGUAGUUCCGACACUUCAUAUAGUCACUCUGAGCUACCGCGUCUCGGGUUUGGAAUCAAUAUCGCUGCCCACACUAGCACAGGAACAGGGCUGCUAUCACCAUACUAG
Cantharellus anzutake is the source of this 1623-nucleotide messenger RNA. RefSeq lists its product as uncharacterized. Bases 1 to 1623 code for a protein of 540 amino acids. Lineage: Eukaryota; Fungi; Basidiomycota; Agaricomycetes; Cantharellales; Hydnaceae. The transcript has 6 exons. The record is from RefSeq and is a predicted model, not a curated record.